This is a messenger RNA of Prosopis cineraria, 1769 nucleotides long. Its product is annotated as scarecrow-like protein 32. The record is from RefSeq and is a predicted model, not a curated record. Gene Ontology annotation, cellular component: nucleus. The transcript has a single exon. Gene Ontology annotation, molecular function: sequence-specific DNA binding; DNA-binding transcription factor activity. Bases 309 to 1697 code for a protein of 462 amino acids. Lineage: Eukaryota; Viridiplantae; Streptophyta; Magnoliopsida; Fabales; Fabaceae. Gene Ontology annotation, biological process: regulation of DNA-templated transcription.
UACCCCUCGCCUGACAAAGCCUGAAAUUCUCCCAAGUAUGGUCUCUUUUCCACAAUUUGACCUCUCUGCUCACCUCUCUGCUUUUGGAAUAUAACAAUAACGUCCUCCCCAUAAAAGCUGACCCGUCUCUUUUACCUUCCAUCCAUCCCUUCUCUCUGCCUCUUCCCUCCCCACUUCCACGUAUUUUCACUCACCCCUUCAUUGGGAUCGCUUCCCAAUGGCCAGCGGUACCCCCUGCUUCUAGUCAGGUCACUUUCUCUUUUUCAGCCUCCCCCCCCCCCCCGCCCCUCUCUCUUUCUCCUCAUUCAAUGUCGACGCAGUUCACUCCUUCCCCUCCUUCUCUGCACCAAAUCGCCGCCCCUUUCUCCGGCCUUUCCAUGAACAAGAAUAAUCAAAUUCUCAAGACGCGACCCUGGCCUGGCUUCCCUUCCUCCAAGGCCUUCAAUUCCUUCGGUGAUGCCACUUGCAUGGAGCAAUUGCUUGUUCACUGCGCCAACGCCAUCGAAUCCAACGACGUCACUCUCGCCCAGCAAAUCCUCUGGGUUUUGAACAACAUCGCUCCCCCAGACGGCGACUCCAAUCAGCGCCUCGCUUCCGCCUUCAACCGCGCUCUGGCAGCACGUGCUGCCAAAUCCGGCAGCUGUAAAAUGCUUGCCGUUGUCACCGACGACCGUACCAACCCCGCCACCGUAGACAUCCACAGCUUCUCCGUCGUCGAGCUCGCCAACUUCGUGGACUUAACCCCUUGGCACCGUUUCGGAUUCACGGCGGCUAACUCGGCCAUUCUGGAAGUUACCGAGGGAUAUUCAGUUGUUCACAUCGUGGACUUGAGCUCCACGCAUUGCAUGCAGAUUCCCACGCUCAUCGACGCUAUCGCCACCCGCCACGAGGUCCCUCCUUUAAUCAGGCUCACGGUCGCUGGUUCCAAUACCGACAUCCCGCCAGUGCUUAACCUUUCCUACGGUGAGCUGGGUGCCAAGCUGGUGAGCUUCGCGAGUUCUAAGAACAUAAUAUUGGAAUUCAAAGUGAUUUCCUCUAGCUAUAAAGACGGGUUCGCGGCUCUGAUCGAACACCUUCGGGUGCAACAGAUGGUUUUGGCUGCAGAAGGGCACAGAAGGGAAGCCCUGGUGAUAAACUGUCACAUGAUGCUCCAUUAUAUCCCCGACGAAACCCUAUCCACACUAACCCCCGAACCGGACCACUUGAUUUCAACCUCUUACAUGUACGAGUCGUCGUCGUUGCGUUCGAUGUUUCUGAGAGAGGUGCGGAGCUUGGAGCCGACGAUCGUGGUUUUAGUGGAGGAAGACGCGGACUUGACAUCGAACAAUCUGGUGUGCAGGCUGAAGUCGGCGUUUAAUUACCUGUGGAUACCGUACGACACGGUGGACACGUUCUUGCCUCGAGGGAGCAGGCAGAGGCAGUGGUACGAGGCGGAUAUAAGCUGGAAGAUAGAGAACGUGAUAGCGCAGGAAGGAGUACAGAGGGUGGAGAGAGCGGAGCCGAAGAGCAGGUGGGAGCAGCGGAUGAGGAACGCCAAGUUUCAAGGGGUCGGAUUGAGUGAGGAGGGGGUUUCAGAAGUGAAGGCGAUGCUUGACGAGCAUGCAGCUGGGUGGGGAUUGAAGAAGGACGACGACCAUCUUGUUCUCACCUGGAAAGGACACAAUGUUGUUUUUGCCUCUUUUUGGAUGCCUGCUUGACUUCACUUCACUUCACUUUUCCCAUUUUUUCUUUCCCCUUAUCACCAUCAAUAAUAUCCCCCAUUAUUCUUC